UCGUAUAGGAACAAUUGACACAGAGACAAGAAGUGACGUUAUGUAUUUCUUCCGGUACGUCUGGAAGCCUGAAGUUUCGCUCUUGUUUGUAAUGUCAGGGCAGUUUCUCAAAUAUUGCUAUUUUUAGUUUGAAUUAUGUAUCUUUGUGGAGCUUAAAAACAUGAUUUUGUUAUACGAGGAUAGUCAAAGAAACGAUUAUAUUUUACAUGGGCGAUAACGUGUUGUUUGUUUACACUUUGAUGGAGGAUUUUUAAUAGCUUGCAUUGUUUUAAGGAAGGGCACUUGAACUUGACUGGCCAAUAAAAUUCUUGCAUUUUCAAAUGGAAAUGAAACUGUCGCCACCAGUCUUUACGAUGGGGCUGUGUGCCACUGUUGUUAUUUCUCUGUAAAGUAGUAUGUUGUUAACCAUUGGUGGAUCGAACAUUUAGCCAGCUUCGCCUGGACGAUUUCUGAAAAAUAUCUUUUGGAUUUUCAUGGAGGAGGCUGCUGGUUACGUGUAUAAAGCUGCUAGUGAAGGUCGUGUGUUAACGUUGGCUGCCCUUCUUUUAAACAGAAAGGAGAAUGAAAUUCGAUAUCUGCUCAGUUACGUGACCCAGCAUGGUGGACAGCGCUCAACCCCACUUAUUAUUGCAGCCCGAAAUGGGCACACUAAAGUGGUCCGCUUACUUUUAGAACACUAUCACGUUGAUACGCAGCAAACAGGAACAGUGAGAUUUGACGGGUUUGUAAUUGAUGGGGCUACAGCUUUAUGGUGUGCUGCUGGAGCUGGACAUUUUGAAGUUGUGAAGCUACUGGUCAGUCAUGGAGCUGAUGUUAACCAUACAACAGUUACUAAUUCAACACCACUUAGGGCUGCUUGCUUUGAUGGCAGAUUGGAUAUUGUGCGGUACUUAGUAGAAAACAAUGCCGAUAUUGGUAUUGCAAACAAGUAUGACAAUACCUGUCUUAUGAUUGCAGCUUACAAAGGCCAUACAGAGGUGGUAAAGUAUUUGUUGGAACAACAUGCUGAUCCUAAUGCAAAGGCUCACUGUGGAGCUACAGCACUUCAUUUUGCUGCUGAAGCUGGACACCUGGACAUUGUAAGAGAGUUAGUAAAAUGGAAUGCUGCUAUGGUGAAGAAUGGUCAUGGGAUGACACCAUUAAAAGUAGCAGCUGAAAGUUGCAAAUCAGAUGUAGUUGAACUUUUACUUUCUCAUGUGGACUGUGAUAGAACUAGUAGAAUUGAGGCACUGGAGCUGCUGGGUGCCUCUUUUGCUAAUGAUCGAGAAAAUUACGACAUUCUAAAGACUUACCAUUAUUUAUAUUUGGCAAUGCUGGAGAGGUUUAGAGAUUCAAGGAACAUCAUUGAGAAAGAGGUCCUUCCACCAAUUGAGGCUUAUGGCAACAGAUAUGAAUGUAAAAAUCCACGAGAACUGGAAAUCAUAAGACAGGACAGAGACGCUCUUCACAUGGAAGGACUCAUUGUCAGGGAACGGAUUUUAGGCUCAGAUAAUAUUGAUGUCUCCCAUCCCAUUAUUUACCGUGGAGCAGUGUAUGCUGAUAAUAUGGAAUUUGAACAGUGUAUUAAAUUAUGGCUGCAUGCUUUACAUUUGAGGCAGAAAGGCAACAGAAAUACUCAUAAAGACCUUCUUAGAUUUGCUCAGGUAUUUUCACAGAUGAUACAUUUGAAUGAACCAGUAAAAGGUAGAGAUAUUGAAAGUGUUUUGAGGUGUAGUGUUGUAGAAAUUGAAAGAGGUAUGGCAAGGAUUAAAAAUACACAAGACAUAGAUAUUCAUGCAGCUAUGGACAACUAUGAAUCUAAUAUUUUUACUUUUUUAUAUCUGGUGUGUAUUUCAACUAAAACAGUUCGUAAUGAGGAGGAACAGGCUAUGGUUAACAGACAGAUAUACGGCUUGAUUCAGCUGGAUCCUAGAAUUCGGGAAGGGUCUAGCUUACUGCACCUAGCUGUAAAUUCUAAUACACCUGUGGAUGACUUUCACACCAACGAUGUAUGUAGCUUCCCAAAUGAGCUAGUUGUAAAGUUGCUGAUAGAUUGUGGUGCAGAUGUGAAUGCAGUGGACAAUGAGGGGAACACUCCUCUUCACAUAAUUGUGCAAUACAACAGACCCAUUAGUGAUUUUUUAACACUGCAUUCUAUUAUCAUUGGUUUGGUCGAAGCAGGUGCUCACACUGAUAUGACUAACAAACAGAAGAAGACUGCUUUGGAUAAAAGUACGACAGGCGUGUCAGAAAUACUUCUCAAAACUCAAAUGAAAUUGAGCCUCAAGUGCCUGUCUGCUAGGGCAGUUCGUGUAUAUGGCAUUAACUUUAAAAACCAGAUCCCCAAAACCCUUGAAGAAUUUGUACAAUUUCAUUAAUUUCCUUAUUGAGUAUUCUCAGAAAAUGGUGCCGCUAUUAACUUUUGUAAAUCUGUAAUUGUUGGUCAGAAAUUUUCUUUUAUUUCUUUUUUGCAGCAGUUUCUGUUCAUACAGAUUUAAAAAAUAUCAUGCUGUUUUUUUGAUUACCGAACUAAUAUUUAAUGCAGAAUGUAUGAAUUGUAUUAAGAAUGUCAUGGGUUGUUAAAGUGGAAAUUAUCUGUGACCAUUUGUUCUCAGAAAAUCACUUCCAUGGUGCAUGUAUUAAGUACUUAAGUAGCUUAUUUGUGUGCAUGUGGGAUUGUUGAAAGGACAUUUCAUUAAAAAAGCUAUCAGAAAGUU
Protopterus annectens (West African lungfish) is the source of this 2696-nucleotide messenger RNA. It is a transcript of the gene FEM1B, whose product is annotated as fem-1 homolog B. NCBI's taxonomy places the organism in Eukaryota, Metazoa, Chordata, Ceratodontiformes, Protopteridae. The coding region runs from base 474 to 2357 and encodes 627 amino acids. The transcript is spliced from 2 exons. Gene Ontology annotation, molecular function: protein binding. The record is from RefSeq and is a predicted model, not a curated record.